AUGAAGGCGAUCAUCUUGGGAAUUGCUGCCUCGCUGGCGAAACUCGGUCUGGCUGUUCCCCAUGGCAAUAACCAACACCACCGUCUUCACUUGCGCCACGAGAUUACCGACUACUCUACGGUCACCGACAUUGUCACCAUCACUGCGCCAAAUGCGGUCGUCUGGGUUGAUCAGUACGGCAACAUCAUCUCUACCGAGUACCGUGAUCUCCCAACUCCAAAAGCCACCACUUCCGACAUCGUUGUUCCAGUCGUGACCAGUUCCACCGCUGUCACUUCCAUUGUCCCGACCACCAGCAUCUUGUCCACUUCUCAGACUUAUGCUCCAACCACUACUCCGUUCAUCUUGUCCUCGUCCGACUCUGUGUCCCCGGCUCCAGUAUCCUCUGUGUUGACCUCAGCCACUUCGGCAGCGGCCUCGACCCCUGUCCCUGACACCUCCACUGCUGUGCCAGCCGCCUCGUCAUCUGGCACUGGUGGCGACAAGGUCUCUCAGCACAACGACACUUCCUCAGCCCAGUGGAGCGGAUUUGGGAUCUGCUACGAGCUCAUUGGUAGUUCCGGAUGCAAAGACCAAGGUAGCCUUAACUCGGACUUUGGGUUCUUAGCCAGCAUGGGAUACACCAAGGUGCGCACGUACGAUAUUGGCUGUGAUCUAGGGGUUGUUGCAGCAGCUGCUGCUUCUCAAGGCCUGCAACUUAUUGUCGGUCUUAACGGAAUUGGCAAUGUCGUCCCCGACAUCACCACCCUCAUUGGCAUGAUUAACGGUAACUGGGCUCCCAUCGACACCGUGGUCAUCGGCAAUGAAGUCGUCAAUAGUGGUGGUGAUGCGGGCGCCGUGGUGGCCGCGAUUGCCCUAGCCCGCCCCUUGCUCGCCAUCGCUGGCUUUACCAAGAAUGUCGUGACAGUGGACACCUUCAGCGCCCAUGUGAACCAUCCGGUGCUUUGUCAGAGUUCGGACUACUGUGCGGUCAACGCCCAUGCCUUCUUCGACCCCAACACCAGUGCUGAUGGAGCUGGAAAAUUUGUGACCAAUGCUGCCGCAGCGGUUGCCAACAUUGCGAGUGGAAAGGCCGUUAUUGUGACCGAGUCCGGCUGGCCAUGGGCGGGUUUGUCAAAUGGUCUUGCCAUUCCGUCGCCAGCAAACCAGCAAACUGCCAUCAACAGUCUCAAUCUCGCUUUCAGUGGCAACCCUGGUGGUUUGUUCAUCUUCCAGGCCUUUGAUGCGACCUACAAAUCACCAGGUCCGUUUGGAGUCGAGCAAUACUUUGGCAUCUAUGGCCAUUAA
Messenger RNA from Capronia coronata CBS 617.96, 1287 nucleotides. RefSeq lists its product as uncharacterized. Gene Ontology annotation, biological process: cell wall organization. NCBI's taxonomy places the organism in Eukaryota, Fungi, Ascomycota, Eurotiomycetes, Chaetothyriales, Herpotrichiellaceae. The coding region runs from base 1 to 1287 and encodes 428 amino acids. Gene Ontology annotation, molecular function: glucan endo-1,3-beta-D-glucosidase activity; 1,3-beta-glucanosyltransferase activity. The record is from RefSeq and is a predicted model, not a curated record. Gene Ontology annotation, cellular component: extracellular region; cell surface; fungal-type cell wall. The transcript has 2 exons.